CAGUUCACUCAGCCGACUAUAUGCAGAAAUCCAGUGUGCAGUAAUAGACGCAGGUUUAUGCUGGACAUUGACAAGUCGACGUUCGUUGACUUCCAGAAAGUCAGAAUCCAAGAGACUCAGGCCGAACUCCCUCGUGGAUGUAUUCCUAGAAGUGUGGAGAUAAUCCUCCGCGAAGAGAUAGUGGAGUCUGUCCAGGCCGGAGAUAGGUUCGACUUCACAGGCACAGUGAUAGUGGUGCCGGACGUGAGUGCCCUGUCACUGCCGGGUGCCCGGGCCGAGAGCGGAGCCCACCAUAAGACGGGUGACGGCAACAAUGAAGGCAUAAGGGGCCUCAAGGCACUCGGAGUCAGGGACCUGAAGUAUAGGAUGGCCUUCUUGGCGUGCAGUGUCACGCCUACAAAUCCCAGGUUCGGAGGCAUGGGUGUGGAAAUGUUGCUAACCAAUGUGACGCCAGAGGUGAUGCGUCAUAACAUGAGCGAUGCCGAAUGGUCAAAGAUAUUCGAGAUGAACCGCGACAAAAAUCUCUACAACAACCUUAUCAACAGUCUUUUCCCUUCCAUACAUGGCAACGAUCAGGUCAAGAAAGGAGUGACUCUGAUGUUGUUCGGUGGUGUGCCGAAAGUGACAGGGGAAGGAACAACACUCCGCGGUGACAUCAACUGUUGUAUUGUUGGCGAUCCCAGCUGUGCCAAGUCACAAUUCCUCAAACAGGUGGCAGACAUGUGUCCGCGAGCCAUCUACACUUCGGGCAAGGCAUCAUCGGCCGCUGGAUUGACAGCGGCUGUGGUGAAGGACGAGGAAUCUUUUGACUUUGUGAUUGAAGCCGGUGCACUGAUGUUGGCAGACAACGGCGUGUGUUGCAUUGAUGAAUUCGACAAGAUGGACCAGCGAGACCAGGUGGCCAUUCACGAGGCUAUGGAGCAGCAGACCAUCUCCAUUGCCAAGGCAGGAGUUCGAGCGACACUGAAUGCGCGGACCUCGAUUCUGGCGGCCGCCAACCCAGUGGGUGGACGCUACGACCGUGCCAAGUCGCUACAGCAGAACAUCGCACUGUCGGCACCCAUCAUGUCUCGAUUCGAUCUAUUCUUUGUCAUUGUCGACGAGUGUAACGAGACAGUAGACUUUGCGAUAGCCGAGAAAAUCAUCUCCCUCCACAGUAACAACGAACGUCACGCUGAUAUUGCCUACACACAGGACGAAGUUCUGCGCUACAUCACAUUCGCCAGACAUUUCAAGCCUUGUAUGGGAAAGGAAGCAGGAGAACUGCUGGUGAAAAUGUACACCAAACUUAGGAUGCGUGACGCGAAUUUCAGUUCCAAGGCCAUGUACCGCAUCACAGUCAGGCAGCUGGAGAGUUUGAUCCGUUUGUCGGAAGCUUUUGCCAAGCUCGAAUGUCUUGAUGAGGUCCAGCCCCACCACGUGAAAGAAGCUUACAACCUUCUGAACCGGUCCAUAGUUCGCGUAGAGCAACCAGACAUCGUUCUGGAGGCGGAGACUGAAGACGACCCGUCAUUGGCUGCCGCAGGUGACCACGCCUCCGUUGCCAUGGAAACCGACCAGGAUGGCGGCGGGGAGGGGGCAGACGACGACCAAUCAGAGGACGCCGCGUCGUCGCAAGCCAAGAAAAAGAAGAUGGCGCUCACGUUUGAAGACUACAAGGCGAUGACUGAUAUGCUGGUCGUCUAUAUGCGAAAGAAGGAGCUGGAGGCAGCUACUGAAGGAGAGGAAACGGAAGGUGUGCGACGUAGCGAGGUGGUAGCCUGGUAUCUGGAGCAGAUUCAGGAUCAAAUCGAUUCUGAAGAAGAACUGCUACAGAAGAAAAAUCUGGUUGAAUGCGUUCUCAAUAGGCUGGCUUUCCAUGACCAUAUCGUUAUUGAACUGGUUAAAACCGGUCUGAGAGGCGAAGAGCAUGAUGAGGAAGAUCCACUGCUCGUUGUACAUCCCAACUACAUUGUCAAUCUCUAAAUUAUCCCAUUAUCAAAACCUAAUCAUUAUUGAUUAUCAAUUAUUGUAAGAGUUAUGAGUGAAAGUGGACCAACUAUAAUGUCAAUCUCUAAAUUAUUCCAUUAUUAAAACCUAAUUAAUCAAUCAUUAUUGAUUGUCAAGUAUUGUAAGAAUUAUGAAUGAAAGUGAACCAACUAUAAUGUAAAUCUCUGAAUUAUUCCAUUAUUAGAACCUAAUUAAUCAAUCAUUAUUGAUUAUUAGGUAUUGUGAGAAUUAUGAGUAAAAAUGGACCAACUACAUUGUCAAUCUUCAAUUUAUUUCAAUUUUUAAGCAUCAUUUAUUAAUUAAUCAUUAUUGGUUACUAAAUAUUGUAACAAGUAAGGAUUCAAGUAAACGAUUCAAUUUAUAGGUUUUUACUCGUUUGAGAAAAGGUUUAUAAUAGAGAAAAGAUUGCUUAAAAGUAUUUUUCUCCCUCAGAAAAAUUGUUGCCCUCGGCUUCGCCUCGGGCUUCAAAAUUUUCCCUCAGGGAGAAAAACAGUACUUUUCACUCUAGAUAUACAAAUAACUAUUAUUGCAUUAUAUGCUAUUUUUUCUCCAUGGUUUUAUUGGACGGAAAAAUGCUUUGUUGACCACCCUGUUGCAUGAGAAACUACAAGCUGAUGUUUUUGUAAUUUUCUAUUCUAACAACCAGCUGACUCCUAAUAUUGUUAGUUUGUAUUUUCUCAUACAAUAGGCCCCUGUGGCAAUGUUCAAAAAAUACUAUGUGCCGGUUAAAUUUUAACUGUGAUUAAUUCCCGAGAACCAAUCAGAUAAGCCGUCUUUUCAAAAACGCCUUCUCUGAUUGGUUCUCGUGAGAUUAAUCACAUUUAAAAUUUAACCGCCUGUUGUGCAACCAGGCCUAUAUGGUAAUGUAAUAGAAUUCUAUAUAGGUAAGUAUUCUAGGUACAUGGCAUAUUCCAGUCUAUAGUAAUAUUUAUAUUGAACUGUCGGCAUAAGUGGUCCGAGAAGUAUCGGUGUUAUAAAUAAUACUGAGUGCUGGUUGCACAAAAGCCGGUUAAAUUUUAACCAUGUUUAAUUUCACGAGAACUAAUCAGAGAAGCCGUCUUAUCAAAAAGGCCUUCUCUGAUUGGUUCUCGUGAGAUUAAUCACAUUUAAAAUUUAACCGGCUUUUGUGCAACCGGACCUGACAGCUUUAAGAGUGAGAGGUUAAGAUUCAUGAACAGUUUAAUUGAGAGCUUGAGUAGGAUUUUAUGUGAAGAUUUUUGAACAGUAUUGUGUAAUUUGAAGUUGAUUACAAGUAGACCUACAGAAACUCAUAUUAUUUGUCAGAGUGUCAGCUUGAUUUAUGUUGAAAUAUUCCCUGAUUUUUGUAAAUAUUGAUGACCUUUAUACUGAACAAGAAUAUAGAAUAUUUUUUGUCAACGUU
Molecule: messenger RNA, 3370 nt
Organism: Nilaparvata lugens (brown planthopper)
Lineage: Eukaryota; Metazoa; Arthropoda; Insecta; Hemiptera; Delphacidae
Product: DNA replication licensing factor Mcm6-like
Exons: 11
Coding region: 58-1965 (635 amino acids)
Biological process (GO): mitotic DNA replication; double-strand break repair via break-induced replication; DNA replication initiation
Cellular component (GO): MCM complex; nucleus
Molecular function (GO): single-stranded DNA binding; single-stranded 3'-5' DNA helicase activity; ATP binding
Source: RefSeq, a predicted model, not a curated record